CGCGAAAUAAUAAAUAAAAAAAAUAAACAAAUAAAAAAAAAUGGCCACACUCCCCACCUCCGUUUCCCGUUUCCCACUUCCGACCGCCUACAAACCCACCGGAACUCUCCACUUCCCCGCCAAUCCCGGCGCAGAACGAAAGCCGGCGCCGCGUAGGGAACGGCGGCCGAAUUCGGCGCUGAGAAGCAGCUUAGUAGAGCGGCAAAGCCCUGCGAAAGGAGGGGCGGCGGAAGUGGAAGCGGAAGUGCACUUACAGGAGCUGGAGGAGUUCCUGCGCGGCGACCUCCCGCACCUGUUCGACGAGCGCGGGAUCGACCGGACCCGGUACGACCGGCGGGUCCGGUUCAGGGACCCGAUCACGAAGCACGAGACGGUGGAGGGCUACCUCUUCAACAUUUGGCUCCUCAAGCUCCUCUUCUCCCCCGAUUUCUAUCUCCACCACGUCAAGCAGACAGGGUGUUAUGAGAUCACGACAAGAUGGACUAUGGUGAUGAAAUUUGCUAUUCUGCCAUGGAAACCGGAGUUGGUCUUCACCGGUGUCUCCAUCAUGGGUGUCAACCCCGAGACUCAAAUGUUUUGCAGUCAUGUGGAUCUUUGGGAUUCAAUUCAGAAUAAUAAAUACUUUUCUUUUGAAGGCUUGUUGGAUGUUUUAAAGCAGCUGCGAAUUUACAAGACCCCGGAUCUGGUAACACCGAAGUACCGGAUAUUGAAAAGAACUGCAACUUAUGAGGUGAGAAAAUACGAACCUUUUGUGGUCGCUGAAACAAAAGGAGAUAAACUCUCAGGCUCCUCUGGCUUUAAUGAUGUUACUGGGUAUAUAUUUGGCAAGAACUCAUCCAUGGAAAAGAUCCCAAUGACCACCCCUGUCUUUACUCAGGCUUCUGACGACAAACUUUCAGAAGUACACAUCCAGAUAGUUCUACCGAUGGGCAAAGAAUUGGACAGUUUUCCAGCGCCCGAGUCCAAAGCAGUUCACUUACGUAAGGUUGAAGGAGGCAUAGCUGCGGUGAAAAAAUUUAGUGGGAAAGCGACAGAGGAGGUUGUUCGUAGUAUAGAGGAAGAACUUCGUUCUAUCCUACUUAGAGAUGGUUUGAAGCCUCAACAAGGUUGUUUGCUUGCGCGUUACAAUGAUCCUGGAAGGACAUGGACCUUCAUCAUGAGGAAUGAGGUGCUCAUAUGGCUUAAAGAGUUUACACUGGAGUAGCAUACACAACUUCCGGAAUAGAUCAAAGACAUACAUCACAUUGAUGCCUCGGAGGACUAUGUCAUCAUCACCAGCUAAGUUCUCAUUAUCGACAAAUUUCAUAUCAUUAUUUACAAUUUUCUUUUCAUUGAAGCUCUUUCUACCCGAAGAGCUUAAUGAUAUAUUCUUUGAUACGUCUCGUGAUUGGUUUUCUUUACUGCAUUUACAUGUUUUAUGUAAUAAAAUCGAUGACAUAUUGUCUAUUCAUAAAAAUAACGAUGAGGUAUAGUCCUGUUUUGUAACAUCUUUAUUAAAUGAUCUUUUAAAUGAUGCA
This is a messenger RNA of Ananas comosus (pineapple), 1517 nucleotides long. RefSeq lists its product as uncharacterized. The coding region runs from base 41 to 1204 and encodes 387 amino acids. The transcript is spliced from 8 exons. The record is from RefSeq and is a predicted model, not a curated record. Lineage: Eukaryota; Viridiplantae; Streptophyta; Magnoliopsida; Poales; Bromeliaceae.